AUGAACACCCCAAUGGAUGAAACGCAAUUCACUGAUAAUGCUUUGCUGAUAAUCCAAAGAGCCACUGAAUUGGCUAAAGAAGGUGCCCACUCUCAAAUUGUGCCAUUGCACUUUUUGGCUGCUAUGGUACCUACGGAUGACGAAAACUCCACUCAAUAUUUGAAGACAUUAAUCCAGAAGGGACGUUAUGAAUGGCCCGAUUUCGAAAGAAUAGUUAACAGACAUUUGGUGAAAUUGCCUUCCCAAACGCCUGCUCCUGAUGAUGUGAGACUCAGCUACGCUGCUGGACAGUUGCUUACGAACGCUAAUAAGGUCAAGGCUCAACAAAAGGACAGUUACGUUGCCCAAGAUCACAUAUUAUUGGCCCUCUUGGAUGACAACUCUAUAAAGGACAUCUUCAAGGAAGCGCAGGUAAAUGUGCAAACAAUCAAGACACUUGCAAUUGAGUUGAGAGGAAACCAAAGAAUUGAUUCUAGAAAGGCUGACUCUUCCUCUUCUUAUGAAUAUCUUGAAAAGUACUGUGAGGACUUGACGGAGAAAGCUAGAGAGGGAAAGAUUGACCCUGUCAUCGGAAGAGAAGAGGAAAUUAGAAGGGUCAUUAGAGUGCUUGCUAGAAGAACAAAGUCCAACUCCGUUUUGAUUGGUGAGGCAGGUGUUGGUAAAACCUCUAUCGUUGAAGGUGUUGCGCAGAGAAUUGUGGAUGGUGAUGUGCCUGGUAUUUUGGCGAAUGCUAGGCUUUUUGCCUUGGAUUUGGGUGCUUUGACUGCCGGUGCCAAAUACAAAGGUGAGUUCGAAGAAAGAAUUAAGGGUGUCUUAGGUGACAUCGAGAAAUCCAAAGAGAUGAUCAUUCUUUUCAUUGAUGAGAUCCAUAUGUUGAUGGGUGAUGGUAAGUCGGAUGCUGCCAACUUGUUGAAACCUAUGUUGGCUAGAGGUGCAUUGCACUGCAUUGGUGCAACCACAUUUGCCGAAUACCGUAAAUUCAUCUCCAAGGAUGGUGCCUUCGAAAGAAGAUUCCAAAAGAUUGAUGUACCAGCCACAACUAUUCCAGAGACAGUUGCAAUUUUGAGAGGUUUGCAACCAAGAUACGAAAUUCAUCAUGGUGUUCGUAUUUUGGACUCUGCUUUAGUGACUGCUGCUCAAUUGGCUUCCAGGUAUUUGACAUACAGAAGUUUACCUGAUUCCGCUGUUGACUUGAUUGAUGAAACAGCAGCUACUGUUGCUGUUCAGAGAGACUCCAAGCCAGAAGAGUUGGAUAAUCUCGAGAGACAAUUGCAUUUGCUCGAAGUUGAAAUAAAUGCUUUGGAAAGAGAUAAGGAUGCUGACUCUGCUUCGAUUGAACGUCUUGAGCAAGCCAAGCGGAAGCAGGCCGAAUUAGAGGAGCGCUUGAUUCCUUUGAGAGAGAGAUUCCAGCAAGAAAGGAAAGGUCACGAUGAAUUGAUUGCCCUUAAGAGAAAGUUGGACGAGUUAGAAGUCAAGGCUCAUGAUGCUGAAAGAAGACGUGAUAACGCUUCUGCCGCCGAUUUGAGAUACUUCGCUAUUCCCGAUGUUAAGAAACAAAUCGAAGAGUUAGAGGUAAAGGUAGCUGAAGAAGAUGCCACUCAGUCUAUGUUGAACAAUGUUGUCGGCGCUGAUGCUGUUGCUGAGACCGCUGCUAGAUUAACGGGUAUUCCAGUGACGAAAUUAACUCAAGCUGAGAAUGCUAAGUUGAUUAACAUGGAGAAGGUGUUGUCAUCUGAAGUCGUUGGACAGGGCGAAGCUGUUAAGGCUGUCUCUAAUGCUGUGAGAUUAACUAGAUCCGGUUUGGCCAACCCUAACCAACCAGCUUCCUUCUUGUUCCUUGGUUUGUCAGGUUCUGGUAAGACCGAGUUGGCGAAGAAAGUGGCUGGUUUCCUCUUUGCAGACGAACGUGCAAUGAUUAGAAUCGACUGUUCCGAACUUGGCGACAAAUGGUCAGCUUCGAAAUUGUUAGGUGCUGCUCCAGGUUACGUCGGUUAUGAAGAAGGUGGUAUUCUUACAGAGGCUGUGUUGAGAAGACCAUAUUCUGUUAUCUUGUUUGACGAGGUCGAGAAAGCUGCUCCUGAAGUAUUGACUGUCUUGUUGCAAAUCUUGGAUGAUGGUAGAGUUACUUCUUCGCAGGGUAAGGUGAUCAACUGUUCGAACUGUAUCAUCAUCAUGACAUCGAACUUGGGUGCAGAAUACAUUAACGCAUCUAAGGGCUCUAAGAUUGAUUCAGAAACCAGAGAGUUGGUGAUGGAAGCUGUUAGACACCACUUUAGGCCAGAGUUCCUCAACCGUAUCUCGUCCAUGGUUGUUUUCAACAGAUUAUCAAGAAAAGCUAUUGCAAAGAUUGUCCGCAUCAGAAUUGAAGAGAUUCAGAAGAGAUUUGCUGCUAAUGGUAAGUCAAUAACACUAGAUGUGGACGAUUCGGCUUUGGAAUAUUUGUGCACUAACGGUUACUCCUCUGAUUUGGGUGCAAGACCAUUGAAUCGUCUCAUUCAAAGAGAGAUCUUGAAUAAGUUGGCCAUUUUACUUUUGAAAGGUCAAGUGAGAGACAAGGAGACGGCGCGUGUUGUCUGUACCGAGAAGGGAUUAGAGGUUUUGCCUAAUCAUGAGGCUGAAGAUGAAGAUAUGCCAGAUGCGGCUGACUGGCAAGACAGCGAGGAUGAUGAUGAUAUGGCAGCCGCUCUUGACUAA
Clavispora lusitaniae ATCC 42720 is the source of this 2694-nucleotide messenger RNA. It is a transcript of the gene HSP104, whose product is annotated as chaperone ATPase. Gene Ontology annotation, biological process: cellular response to heat. Lineage: Eukaryota; Fungi; Ascomycota; Pichiomycetes; Serinales; Metschnikowiaceae. Gene Ontology annotation, cellular component: cytoplasm. Gene Ontology annotation, molecular function: ATP binding; ATP hydrolysis activity. The record is from RefSeq and is a predicted model, not a curated record.